AUGUCGAGUGCCAGGAACGUCUCGGUCGCCCUGCGGAGGGCUCGACUGCCCAGACCCCGCUGUUUCGUCCAGCCCAUCGUCUCCCGUGCUCCUUCUCGCCUCGCUACUCGCUCAUUUAGCGUCACCUCCGCCGUCAAUGCGACCAAGGAGAUCAAGUACACCAGCAGCGCGUAUCCCAACCUCAAGCGUGACCCCAAGUUUGCCGAGAUUACAGCCGAAGAUGUGGCCUUUUUCAAGGAGCUGUUGGGCUCCCAGUCGGCUGUGAUCGAUGGUGUGACGACCGAUGCCGCCGAUGAUAUCGAGCCGUUCAACAGUGACUGGAUGCGCAAGUACCGCGGCCACACAAGACUGGUGCUGAAACCUCAGAACAAGGAGGAGAAAUUGGCGGUGGUUCCCCAGGGUGGCAACACUGGAUUGGUGGGAGGUUCCGUGCCGGUGUUCGAUGAGAUUGUCAUCAAUACGUCGCGCAUGAACAAGAUUCGCUCCUUUGACGAGGGCUCGGGAGUCCUGGUCGCUGAUGCGGGUGUUAUCCUGGAGGUUGCGGAUCAGUACCUGGCGGAGCGGAACCAUCUGUUCCCUCUGGAUUUGGGGGCUAAGGGCUCAUGCCAUAUCGGAGGUAAUGCUGCUACGAAUGCCGGCGGACUGCGUCUGCUUCGGUAUGGUAGUCUUCAUGGCAACAUCCUCGGUGUUGAGGCGGUAUUGGCGGAUGGUACUAUUGUCAACUCUCUCUCGACUCUGCGCAAGAACAACACCGGUUACGACCUCAAGCAGCUGUUCAUUGGCGCGGAGGGUACGAUCGGUAUCAUCACUGGACUUUCCAUCCUGUGCCCUCCCCGCCCGAAGGCGGUCAACGUGGCCUACUUUGGUGUGGAGAGCUACGAGCAAGUGCGCCAGGCGCACCAGGAGGCAAAGUCUCAUCUCUCUGAGAUUCUCUCCGCUUUCGAGCUCAUGGACGGCCGCAGUCAGCAGCUUGUCCACCAGUCCACUGGCAACAAGAAUCCUCUGGAUAGUGAAUACCCCUUCUACUGUGUAGUCGAGACCAGCGGAUCGAAUGGUGAGCACGAUAUGGCCAAGCUUGAGAGCUUCUUGGAACACAUCAUGGGCGAGGGUAUCGUCGCCGAUGGUGUCUUGGCGCAGGAUGAGACUCAGUUCCAGGGUAUCUGGCGCUGGAGAGAAGGUAUCACCGAGGCUCUGAGCCAUCUGGGUGGCACUUACAAGUACGACGUCUCGAUUCCUCUUCCCGAACUCUACCAGCUCGUGGAGGACUGCCGCGAGCGUCUGACCAAGCUUGGGUUUGUCGGUGACGAUGACUCCUUCCCUGUCCGCGCUGUUGUUGGCUAUGGUCACAUGGGUGACUCGAACCUGCACUUGAACAUUUCUGUGCGGGAGUACAACAAGGAGGUCGAGAAGGCCAUUGAGCCCUGGGUGUACGAGUGGAUCCAGAAGCGCAACGGUAGCAUCAGUGCCGAGCACGGACUGGGAAUUGCAAAGAAGGAGUUCAUUGGUUACAGCCAAGACGAGACCAUGGUGAAACUGAUGAAGCAGUUGAAGGAUUUGUACGAUCCAGUAAAUUGGCGUUGGAUUGUCCUUAUCAGGUCUCUGCCUUCUUCCAUAUCCGUGAGGACCUGCUUCAUGUUAUAUAUACGCCGGUCAACCUUACAGGACACCCUUCCAUAUCGCGCCGACAAAUACGGAAACAUGGCGGACGAUAUGGCGAACCAGUACCAGAUGAUGGAGGAGUUGGGCAGUGGCAGUUUUGGAAUCGUGUACAAGGCCAUUGAAAAGUCGACUGGAGAGAUUGUUGCGGUCAAACACAUCGAUCUCGAGUCAAGCGAAGAUGAUAUCCAAGAAAUUCAACAGGAGAUCUCCGUGCUGGCGACGUGCGCGAGUCCCUUCGUGACGCAAUACAAAGCCAGUUUUCUUCGGGGUCAUAAGCUGUGGAUUGUCAUGGAAUAUCUAGGCGGGGGGUCUUGUCUUGACCUGCUGUUACAGGGCUUGGAUUACUUACACAGCGAAGGAAAGAUUCACCGCGAUAUCAAAGCUGCAAAUGUGCUUCUCUCACAUGUCGGAAAGGUCAAAUUGGCGGAUUUUGGCGUGGCGGCACAGCUGAUCAAUAUUAAAUCACAACGUAACACGUUCGUCGGAACCCCGUUUUGGAUGGCACCAGAAGUGAUUCAGCAGUCGGGAUACGAUUACAAGGCAGACAUUUGGUCACUGGGAAUUACCGCUAUUGAGAUGAUUAACGGAGAGCCACCACAUGCCAGCACUCAUCCGAUGAAAGUACUCUUUCUGAUCCCGAAGGAGCCGGCUCCCCGACUGGAAGGCGAUAAAUACAGCAAUACCUUUAAGGACUUUAUCGCCCAAUGUCUCACCAAGGACCCGGACCGUCGACCGAGCGCAAAAGAGCUUUUACGACAUAAAUUUAUCCGGAAUGCGGGGAAGACCGAAGCGCUACAAGAGCUGAUCCAUCGGAAACAGGAUUGGGAUGCUGGACGGGGGGUGACGCGGAAUGUCAAGUACUAUGCUGAAUCCUUGAAUACCAUCACGCACUUGAAGGAUGACGACGGAUGGGUCUUUGACACAGUCAAAGCACCUACCAUGAAAAUCCCGGAGGACCCAUACGUGGACGAAAAUGACUUAGCCUCCCAAGACUUCCUGUACGACGAAACAUCGGAAAUGAUAAACGACAUGCGCAUCUCCAGCCCUCCGCCCCUGCCGAAGCACGCUCCGAAUAGCGCAACGAAUAGCGCGGUUAAUACCGCGGUGAGACGAACCCCGGCCCCUGAGCGCAGUCCUUCCACGCGGCGAAGCUAUAGGAAGCGGCGAUCCAGUGGAAUCAAGCAGCCUCUGGGCGUCGACUUGACCUUUGGCAACAGUCCAUCGACCGUCCGGCAGUUUCGUCGAGUAUCGGACAAGAUCCCGUCCGAAAAUUCGUAUAGCUCCCAGUACUCCUGUGGACCUGAUGAGAACAGUAGCCCGAAGACACUGUUCUCGGAGCCGAACAGCAAGGAAGCGCAACUCGGACGACGGGCAUACAGCAAAGCUGUUGGACUGUCCUGCCAGGAGGUUCUGGGGACCACUGGGGACCAGGAAAAGCGAGAGGCGAUUUCCCGGCUGGCAGAGGCCUGGAGUGAUCUUGAAAUGGUGGAUCCCGAGGGCUUGUACCACAUUCUUAAGAUCAUGAACGAAAAGCUUCAAGGUGAUCCAAAGUUGUCAGGUCUUGUCCCACAGGCAGCUCCACCACCCGAAUCCCCACAGAGACCACGUCUAGUUUUGGCACAAAACAACCCGCACCUAAAAAGCCACCGACGGCGGCAAUCCACGGCAGUAGCUGAGCCCAGUUUGCAACCGGCGCAAUUAGCCAACCUUCCGGGCCAACAAGUCCCCGGAAUGGAGCAUACCAAGCAGUUGUCGGAUGUGCUCUACCAGCGGUGGUCCGAAGGGCUGCGCAACCGCUGGCCCGGGAUCUAA
This is a messenger RNA of Aspergillus pseudonomiae, 3471 nucleotides long. Its product is annotated as Pkinase-domain-containing protein. Gene Ontology annotation, cellular component: mitochondrion. Gene Ontology annotation, molecular function: ATP binding; protein kinase activity; FAD binding. The transcript is spliced from 9 exons. NCBI's taxonomy places the organism in Eukaryota, Fungi, Ascomycota, Eurotiomycetes, Eurotiales, Aspergillaceae. Gene Ontology annotation, biological process: protein phosphorylation. The record is from RefSeq and is a predicted model, not a curated record. Bases 1 to 3471 code for a protein of 1156 amino acids.